GACAGGUCACAAUGAUUUGGCAGAGCCUUUCCUUUGCUGUAUGUGUGCUGACUUUUUGGACUAUUGGACACGCUACAGGCUGUGGUGAUCGACAGAUCCGGAUAAAUGGACGGUGCUGCAAUCUGUGCCCCCCAGGUACUUAUAUGGCAGAGUUCUGCUCUGACAAAGAGCAAACUGUCUGCAUUUCUUGUCAAGAGGGACAUUUUUCAGAUCACUACUCUGUUUUUGACAGAUGUGAGCCAUGCCAGUCUUGCCAACAAGAAUAUUCUGAGAAAUGUACUCCGACCACAAAUGCGACCUGUUCUUGUCGCUCUGGUUUCCUGUGUUCCAACAGCAUCUGCUCAAUUUGUGAGGAAAACAAAUGUGUCACGGGUGAGAAACCGAAGAGGACAGAAAUUUCAUCAGGUGCAGGGGUGACAAAGUAUUCAUAUCACUGUGAGCCUUUAUGCCCUGAGAAUGCAUACUUUGAUGCAGGACGGAAUAGCUGCCAGUCAAUAAUACCGUGCAGUAUGUUGGAACGUGCCGAACGGUUUCCAGGGAACAAAACACACCCACCGGUUUGUGAUAAACCUGAUGUGCACAGAGACUCGUCCACUCAUGUGAUUCUUGGCAUCGGCUUUGUUUCACUCUCUGUCAGCCUCCUUCUGGUUCUGUCUUAUACCUGCAUGAAGAACCAAAGGCAGCACGCAAUAAAUAAAAGCCCUGUCCUAGCAGCCUCUACAAACAACAAUGAGUUUCAUCUGUCAAAGGAGGAAAGUGGACACCAGCUCAUCAGCCAGACAGAAUCCAAAGACAGCAACAGUUUGGACCAAGUGCACCUGGAAAAAGUCAUCUCUUUGUGACAAUAAGUCUAAGAUACCAUGGUCAGUGUGUUCAGCCACAAGCACAGUGAUAAUAUCUAUGUAAUCGCAUAAGUUAUGUAACUCAGUAUCAAUACAAAUGCAAACAUGGAGAUGGAGAAGUGUGCUAAGGUUGCAGUUGUGGACUUGUUGAAAAGUUUGAAAGGUUGAUCUCCAGUGGGAUUUUUCUCAGAAGGAAAGUGAAAGACCAGUACUUGUCCUUACGCCAUUAUCAUUGUGGAGGUGUCUUUAAGCAAAUUGUGUAACCUCAGUCUACUUGAGUGGAGCUUCUGAAUAGAUCACAUGAAGAUUAUGAGUGUGGAGACCAAGAAUAGUAAGUAGAAAUACUGAAGUGUAAUGUGGAACAAUUUUGGUGUCCACUGUCCACUGAACUACUAAAAAUGUGCCUCUAAAAAAAUCUUCUGGAAAAUCAAAUUUAUUUUAGAAAAACAUACAUGUUUAUAUUUGCAACAAUCCUACCUCUCUUUUUUUGUAAUGUGAUAAGGAUAAUUUGUGGCUGUGGGAGUUUGCUGUAGAUAACAGCUCCUGCCUUAAUGAAAGUAGAAUCACUCAAUACUAAUAGAAUUUUGGGGGAAAAUUUUAUAACAUGUCACUGUCCUGGAGUGUGACACAUCUGAUCCACCAACUCAUUUUGUGCUCACUGUGAAGUGCUUUAAUGUCUUUUUGGAAGAAGAAAUACUUGCUUUGUAUAUGUUAAACUGUCAACUAGAUGGUUAUUGACAGACACGUAUGAAUCCUUUUCUUCUACCAACAUGAGAAAACGAUACGAGUUUUCUCAUUAACAGGAGAAAUGCUUCUUCAAGAACCAUUUCAUUUUAUAAAUAGCUUAUUUGAACUAUAAGGCUCACACUUGAUUACAACAUCAUGUGAAUGAUUGUCAUUACGAUGAUUUACAAAAUAAAAUCAUUGCAUAAGACAUAUAAAUAUUUUCUUUUUUGAAGCUUCUUUUUGGUCUGAUUUGUUCCUUAAAAAAAGGAAUAAUUAAGUUUAGAGAAAUGUGAAACUUCUUGUAAUCAAAGGUGAGCAGAUUUUUUUUCUGAUUAAAAUGUGAUAUUUUCCAUAUUUAAAGAUUUUCAUGAUGAAAAGAAAUGCAACAGUGUUUAGGCGUCAGAUGAAAAUGAGUGUUUUGUUUUUUGUGGAAAUUAUUACAUAUAAUUAAAACUGUGUGAUUGGCACUGAUGUUGUCAUAGCAACAAGGAAAUAUUUUCAUUAUAACAACAUGCAAAAAUGAGAAAAGCUGUAAUCAAACCGUUAUAUGUGAUGUAUAUAGUUAUAUAUGCCAUGAACAGAGCUGAAAUGUUGAGGUUUUGAGUUGUACAUGCACUUUUUUUUUUUUUUUUUUUUUUUAAAGAAAAUGACUAAUCAGUAACAUUUGGUAAAUUACAGAAACAUUUCGUGCUGUGAAAACUGACACAUUGGACUGCUGGUUUAGCAUCGUCCCCUCAUAGCUAGAAGACCCCCUGUUCACGUCCUGGCCUGGGAUCUUUCUGUGUGGAGUUUUCAUGUUCUCCCUGUGCAGCGUGGGGUUUCACUGGGUUCUCCCCGAGUCCAAACACAUGCUGAGGUUUACUGGUGAUUCUAAAUUGUCCGUAGGUGUGAAUGCAAGUGUGCUUGGUUGCCUGUCUCUCUGUUUGUAGCCCUGUGAUAGACUGGCAACCUGUCCAGAGUGAACCCGCCCACGAGGAUUAAGUGGUCUACAGAUGAUGGAUGGAUGGAUGUACAUCAAAAAAAUUUGGCUAAAUGUUGUAAGGAAAGAUGAUUUUGGUGUAUUAAAAACAACAUAGCUGAUGUUGUAAUUGUGGAUUUUGCAAUAUUUACAAAAAUGUAACAGAUAUAGUCCUCUUAUUAAAUGCUAUGAACCUGUUGUAUUAAAAGGUGAGUUGUUUUAUAUCGAUUAAAAUGUGAUAAUGUC
Amphiprion ocellaris (clown anemonefish) is the source of this 2772-nucleotide messenger RNA. RefSeq names its product tumor necrosis factor receptor superfamily, member 18 (gene tnfrsf18). The record is from RefSeq and is a predicted model, not a curated record. The transcript is spliced from 7 exons. Gene Ontology annotation, molecular function: antigen binding; CD154 receptor binding. Bases 12 to 842 code for a protein of 276 amino acids. Gene Ontology annotation, cellular component: external side of plasma membrane; CD40 receptor complex. Gene Ontology annotation, biological process: cellular response to tumor necrosis factor; positive regulation of endothelial cell apoptotic process; defense response to protozoan. Lineage: Eukaryota; Metazoa; Chordata; Actinopteri; Pomacentridae.